This is a messenger RNA of Prorocentrum cordatum, 1630 nucleotides long. NCBI's taxonomy places the organism in Eukaryota, Dinophyceae, Prorocentrales, Prorocentraceae. The record is from the annotation of a GenBank genome assembly.
CAGGCGGCCACCACCCGGGGCGUGGUGGGCUACACGGCCGCCUCCGUCUACGGACCGCAGGCGUCCGAAGUCAAGUUUGCAGCAGAGAAGAGCUCAGCGAUCACGCCGCAGCAGGACAUCCAGCAGCAGCUGGACCGCCAGGCCAAGCUGCUUCAAGAAGACGAGCAGCGGGAACGAGCGCUUCUGGCUGCACAGGCGGAGCAGAGGGCGAAGGCCGCCCAGGAGCAGCAGGGCGCGGCGCGCGCCCCGCUCGAGGAUCGCGUGUCGGGCGAGGAGAAGCUGCCGCCCGAUAGAGGGGGCACGGACCAGCGCUCACAGAACGCUCAGCAGCAGGCGCCGCCAGAGUCCUUCCAGCAGCAGGCGCGGCGGCUGCUCUGGAGCCUGCAGGGGGGGCAGCCGCAGCAGCAGCUGCAGCAGCAGGCACAGCAGCAGCAGACGCAGCAGCAGCCGCAGCAGCAGCCGCAGCAGCAGCCGCAGCAGCAGCUUGAGCAGCUGCAGCAGCUGCAGCCAAUGCAGCAGCCAAUGCAGCAGCAAUCCUCGCUGCAACAGCCAUUCGAUGCUGCUGUACCACAGCCAGGCACGCAGCAGCUACAGCAGCAGCAGCCGAGGCAGUACGAGCAGCUACAACAGCAGCUGCUGCAGCAGCAGCAGCAGCAGCAGCAGCUGCAGGAACAGCUGCAGCAGCAGCAGCAGCAGCAGCAGCAGCAGCAGCAGCAGCGCCUGCAGUCCGUGGGCCAGUCAGCGCAGCCUCAGGAGACCUGGGCCCAAGAGGCGGAGCUGGCCAGCAACCCCCGGAUUCUAGAAGCAGUGGCCCGCUUGCGUGCGCAGCAGGAGCGCCUGCGGCUGCUGGAGCAGGGAAUCGUGCAGAACAUGUCCAUGCACUCGCACAGCGACCGCAUCGCUGCCGCUAGGGCAGCAAGCACGAGCGAGUACCAGCCACAGCACGAGCACUGCACUCCGCAGUGCAGUUAUAAGUGCGACGAGCCGCAGUGCGACGAGGAGUGCCACCAGGAGUGUGAGAGCCCGACCUGCCAGACUCGGUGCAGCAGCGUCGACCUGUCCGAGUGCAGGAUGAACUGCGGCAAGCAGCACUGCGCAGUCAUAUGCCCCGAGGUCACGUGCAUGGAGGAGGGAUGUCCCCCCUGCGAGACGAAGUGCUCGGAGCCGAUGUGCAUGCUCGAGUGCCCGAGGGCGCAGCCCUGCCACAACGCGUGCGAGCACCCAAAGUGCGACUGGAAGUGCAAGGCUCCGUCGACGUGCCCGAAGCCGACGUGCCGGAUGGCGUGCGAAACGCCACACGACUGCGUCGGCUCCACGUUCAAAGAGUUGCCCCCGCUUCAGCAGGGGGAGAUGCUGGUGCAGUCCUUCGCCGCCCCCGCAAACCUGCCGAGCCGCCACGACCAGCCCGCGCAGGAGACCGCUUUGCGAAGAAGGGGCGGCACCUCCUGGAAGCAGAAUCAGGCCAGCCGGCAGACCAUGCGCGUGCCCGUGCAGUCGCUGGCCUCCACCGCGCCCGGCCAGGAGGGGGUCGGCUGGCAGAGCGAGCAGCAGCUCGUGGACCUCCCCGUGAUGGUGCACGGCGGGCAGUGAGCGGCGCCGCGCACGCGAGGGGGGGGAGGGCAUGCGGGAG